Messenger RNA from Nannizzia gypsea CBS 118893, 1236 nucleotides. Its product is annotated as oxidoreductase. NCBI's taxonomy places the organism in Eukaryota, Fungi, Ascomycota, Eurotiomycetes, Onygenales, Arthrodermataceae. The record is from RefSeq and is a predicted model, not a curated record. The coding region runs from base 1 to 1236 and encodes 411 amino acids. The transcript has a single exon. Gene Ontology annotation, molecular function: FAD binding.
AUGCCCUCACUGAAGAUUCUUAUUUGCGGUGGCGGCUGCGCUGGCCCUGCGCUGGCUUACUGGCUUGCCUCCUGCGGCCAUAAAGUGACAAUCAUCGAGCGUUUCCACGUGCUCAGGGCCUCAGGCGCGCAAAUAGAUCUUCGAGCCCAGGGCAUCGAAGUCGUGAGGCGCAUGGGCCUCCUUGGGGCUGUCCGCAGCCGAUCCGUUGAUGAAAUGGGCGUCGCUUUCGUCAACUCCCAUGACAAAGUGCAAGGGACAAUCCUUGCAAACAAAUCUGGCAAAGGUGCCCAGUCCCUUACUUCUGACUACGAAAUCAUGCGUGGAGACCUGGUUCGAUUGCUAUAUGAUGCAACGAAGGAAGAUGUGGAAUAUAUGUUUGGAAAGACCGUUGAAAGUUUCGAUCAGGACGAACAUAGCGUUUUCGUUCGUUUCUCCGACGGUUCUUCUGAUACUUUUGAUUUGAUAGUUGGAGCUGAUGGCCAAGGAUCACGUAUUCGAAAAACCAUUUUGUCGUCGGGUGGUCCAGAUCCCUAUUGGAGGAUAGGUGUCAUUUUGGCAUAUUGGUUUAUUCCACGUGCGGAGACAGAUACCAACAUCAGUACUGCUUAUCACAGCUCCGGCGGCCGAGUACUAUUUCGCAGAAGCCACACUUCGACAGAGUCACAAGCCUACAUUGCACUCCGCGACAGCUCAGAGGAACUACGGAGCAUUCCUAAAGCCCCCAUCGAAAAACAGAAACAAUUUAUUGCCCAAAGGUUCCGUGAUGCAGGCUGGGAGGCUGAUAGGUUUCUCAAAGGCUUGGAGACAACACAGUCCUUUUACUGCGAGGAGGCUCUUCAAGUCCGCACGGAUACAUGGCACAAAGGUAGAGUUGUUCUGGUGGGAGAUGCCGGAUAUUGUCCAUCUCCAUUCACUGGUCUCGGGACUACCGUUGCCCUCGUUGGUGCCUACGUUUUGGCAGGGGAGAUCAGCCAACACGCUGGUAACCUGCCUCAGGCCUUUGCAAACUAUGAUAGGAAAUUGCGCCCUUUCGUCAAUUACGUUCAGGAACUGAAUCGGAGCUUUAUGCCUUAUUACCUGCCUCAUAGCCAAUGGGGUGUUAAUUUUUUCCAUUUCGUCGUGUGGUUAAUGUGCGUCCUUCGAAUCCCUGAACUCAUCACACGAUUUUCAAACCCCGAUAUUCAAGGCUGGGAUUUACCAUCCUAUCCUGAGUUAGACAGAAGAACAGAUGUAUAG